AAGUGGCUGACAGCCAAUGACUGUACAACUGGCCCUUAGUAGUGUAGCGAUCUGGUAAAAAUUUUCUCUCAGAAUUUCAUUUUCUUAGUUACACCGAGAAGAUAAUAUGUAUUCUUUCUUAGCUGUUAUUUCUGUUAGUCGUUUAUUUCCACUCUGUUAGUCUGGCACAUAAACGAAGAGCGAUUGGCAUGCGCCCGAUCGGAUUAAUUCGACUCAGCUUGUAUAGCCUUAUUCCAUUUUGUCUGUGGGGAAUUUCUUCGUUUCUAGAUGCGACGUUCUUUCCCUGGUAGAGACAUCAGGUACACUAUGCACGCAUUCAAAAAUCAGCUUAUGAUUCGUUAAAAUAUCAACUUAGAAUGUAUUCAAAAAAUGUUCAAAGACCAAGUGAUGCGUUUCAAAAUCAUAUGAACCAUCGAUUUACCAACAUUCGCUGAAUGCUAGGCGCCUUUUUCAAGAAGACGAAUUUGGAGUCUCAUGAAAUUUCCGCCGGAGUAGUUACCCGAAUUCCCGAAUUGCCUCCCCCCCCCCCCCCCCACCCCGCUUUAGAUCCGGGCCUACAGGUACCCAAUCUGCGACAUACUCAACAUGUAGAUAUUAUACAUAAAUAUUCCAAAUCUAAAUCUAAAUGUUCUGCACUACAACGUCGAUUGUAAAUGUGGACUGUGGAAUCCGUAACAUCACGGAAGAGUGAUAACCACACAGAAAUAGUUUGCGCAACGAACUUUGUUAGCUGCCGUGGUGGAAACGAUAUGGUAUCAAAGUAUAUAUUUACACUUGACAAGUCGUCGAAGACCUUUGCAUCGCUGUUUGUGUAUGACAUGUGACAUUUGAGUGUGAUGGGAGUGUAAACAGCAAAUAAGAGAAAAUAUUUCGUCGUGUUAUAUAUCGUCGAAGUUACAAUCUGAUGGAAGUAAGCUGUAGGAAAAGUGAAUUAUUUUGUGUCCGUUGAUGCAGUGCUGGCAAAAACAUUACUUAAGUGAUUGAAGAUCACAAUGCAGUGUUCAUUGAUCAUAUUGGCCUGCUUUUCACUGUCAUUGCUGAAUGAGGCUGCAACUUCUAGAAUCUUCCAGAGAGGAAGACUCAGAGGUGGGCUUCUUGGAGAACCUAAUGUCAACUACUCAGAAACAUUGCCACCAGAUGAAUGGUUCAUUCAGCAGUUGGAUCAUUUCGAUCCCACAAAUAGAAGAACAUGGAAACAGAGAUAUUUCACAAAUGCAUCAUUUCAUCAGCCAGGGGGGCCAGUAUUCCUUAUGAUAGGUGGUGAAGGCAAAGCAAGUCCUUUGUGGAUGGUAACUGGUCAAUGGAUUACAUAUGCUAAACAAUACAAUGCCCUCUGUUUCCAAUUGGAGCAUCGAUAUUAUGGAAAAAGUCAUCCUACUCAGGAUCUGUCUGUAAAAAAUCUUGUAUAUCUAAGCAGUGAGCAGGCACUUGCUGAUAUUGCUUACUUUAUUGAGGGUAUGAACAAGAAGCAUAAUUUAACACUUGGAACAAAAUGGGUUGUUUUUGGUGGAUCAUAUCCGGGAUCAUUAGCUGCUUGGGCAAGAGCUAAAUAUCCUCAUCUAGUUCAUGCAGCUGUCUCUGCCAGUGGUCCCCUGCUUGCAAAAUCAGAUUUUGGAGAAUACUAUAGAGUUGUUAGCGAUGCCUUAGCUACCUCAAGUGCUGACUGUGUAUCAGCUGUGGAGCGUGCCACUGCACAAAUUUCUAUAAUGCUACAACAUAUGGUGGGGCAACAGACACUAAAAAAAAUGUUCAGAUUAUGUGAUCCAAUAAACCCUAAAAUAAAAAAUGACUUGUCAAACUUGUUUGAGUCAUUAGCAAGCAAUUUUGCUGGAGUUGUUCAGUACAAUAAAGACAAUCGUCAGUUUGAAGGUGCCAAAGCAACUAAUAUUACAAUUGAUGUUGUGUGCAAUAUCAUGGUAAAUGAUAGUAUAGGACAGCCUGUAUCCAGAUAUGCUGCUGUAAAUUCAUUACUGUUAGACGCAUAUGGCCAGGAGUGCCUUGAUUACAAGUACUCCAAAAUGAUUGAAGAAAUGAAAGCCAUUUCUUGGGAUAAUGAAACAGCAGAAGGAGGUCGUCAGUGGACAUAUCAAACAUGCACAGAGUUUGGAUUUUACCAGACAUCAAGCAAAGAACCAAAAUUAUUUGGAGAUAACUUCCCGGUCGAUUUCUUUAUUCAGCAAUGCUCAGAUAUCUUUGGGCCUAAGUAUAAUUCUGAUUUCCUAAAGGCUGUCACUUACCGUACUAAUACACUGUAUGGAGCCUUUGCGCUGCAGGCAACCCGUGUUGUGUAUGUACAUGGUUCAAUAGACCCUUGGCAUGCACUGGGAAUUACACACACUUUACUAUCAGAUUCUCCUGCCAUCUUUAUACAAGGAACUGCACAUUGUGCAAAUAUGUACCCCAGCGCCCCAAAUGAUCCUCCGCAGCUUAUAGCAGCAAGGAAGAAGGUUGGAAAUCUCAUAGGCAAGUGGCUGCUGCUGUAGGAUUGAGUCACUGGUCGAAGAACAUUUGGUAAAUGGCUUCUGGUUGUACAUAAUUCUUGUGGAGCAUCUGCAGUAAAAGUGAAUGCUUAGACUAUGGAUGAAAAAAAGCUUUUGUAAUUAUUUUGACAAACUUUUUUUCUUUUUUUUCUGGAGAAUUAGACAGCACAGAUUCUUGGAAUUCAUUGUCCAUUGCUUGCAUGCUCUCUGUUACUUGUCUGUGAAGACAGAGCUGUGAUAUUUUGAUAUUUGAAGUCAAUAAAUAAUCUACAUGUUCUUUUAAGCCAAAGAUAAUUUCCUCAGUUUCCACUAAUGGAAAGAAUGAUAUAAUAUACUAUGAAUCACUGAAAAAAAAAAAAAAAAAUGGUGUUAAACUACCAGAUGUAGGUUGUGACAGUGAUUUAUGUAUGUAUAUGGAUUCAUAUUAAAGUAAUAAGAAAAACUAUAA
Molecule: messenger RNA, 2928 nt
Organism: Schistocerca gregaria
Lineage: Eukaryota; Metazoa; Arthropoda; Insecta; Orthoptera; Acrididae
Product: putative serine protease K12H4.7
Exons: 9
Coding region: 993-2483 (496 amino acids)
Biological process (GO): proteolysis
Molecular function (GO): dipeptidyl-peptidase activity; serine-type exopeptidase activity
Source: RefSeq, a predicted model, not a curated record